This is a messenger RNA of Lathyrus sativus (Indian pea), 2247 nucleotides long. The record is from the annotation of a GenBank genome assembly. NCBI's taxonomy places the organism in Eukaryota, Viridiplantae, Streptophyta, Magnoliopsida, Fabales, Fabaceae.
AUGGAACCGAAUCCAAUGUCUUCCAGUUUCACUCCGCAGUUAAUCGGCGUCUCUAGGUUGAGAUCUUCCUCCAUUAAGAAGUUGCCGGAACCCUUACGCCGCGCCGUCGCUGACUGCCUCUCUUCACCUAUCGCCUCCGCUAACGAACCUUCCAGAAUUCUUCGGGACUAUCUGAAAGGUCCUAUGACCACAGACAUGGCUUACAGUGCAAUUCUGGAACAUACUAUUGCGGAGAGGGAGCGCAGUCCUGCAGUAGUUGCAAGGUGUGUGGCACUAUUAAAGCGGUAUCUUCUAAGAUACAAACCGAGCGAGGAGACAUUACUUCAGAUAGAUCGUUUUUGUUCAGCUGUAAUUGCUGAAUGUGUUAUUAACCCAAAUCAGCCAUGGUCACAAUCUAUGAAUCGACAAUCUGGUGCUUCAACAACUCCAUCUCCUUUACUUGUAUCUAGUGUUGCUUCUGAGGCACAUGUGAAGUCACUGAGUUAUGUGCGCUCCCUAGUGGCCCGACACAUUCCCAAACGGAUUUUUCAACCAGCUUCUUCAUCGGGAAAAUCACUGCCAACAUUAUCAUCUUUGCUGAGUAAAUCUUUCAAUUCUCAACGUAAUCCUGCUAUUGUUCCAGAAACGCCAAGUUCUUCAAGUGUUUCAAAAACAUUACAGGAAGACUCCAUCACGCGCUCUGUCUUAAAGUCAUUUAAAUGUGAAAAAGUUGAUGAAAAGAAUGAAUUAGGGUUCAUUGCCCAUGAUGUUCUUAAAUGGCGCUGGCUUGAGCAACCACUAUCAUCAUCAGUUGGGACUGAAAGUGAUCGUGGUCAAUAUAUGACGUCACAUAGUAGUUUCUUAGAAGUAGGGGCAGCAGCUUUACUCGUAGGAGACAUCGAAUCUAAGAUGAAGGGGCAACCAUGGAAAUUUUUUGGAACUGAUGAUAUGCCUUACCUGGAUCAGCUAUUGCAGUCUUCUCCUGUAACACCAAUUACAAAUUCUGUCUCUGCUCGUUGCCACCUGAGAGCAAUAACAGCAUCUAAGCGCAAAAAAGCAGGCUCUCGUCAUAUAUGGCACGAUUCUCUCGUGAUUACAUUUCGUCCCCGAGCUCGACAGCUUUUCCAGUAUCGUCAUUACAGUGAGCAACAGCCUUUACGAUUAAACCCUGCUGAGGUACAAGAAGUUAUUGCAGCGGUUUGCUCUGAGGCUUCUUCCCCAGGCACCAAUGUCAUGACAGUGUCAACUAGACUAGGCAAUAACAGUGGAAAACCAUCGACAGAUGUGGCUGUUAGCGUCCUUAUUAAACUAGUUAUUGACAUGUAUGUUUUAGAUUCUCAGACAGCUGCUCCUCUCAUUCUUUCUAUGCUUGAGGAGAUUCUUAGUUCUUCUGAAACAGGUUGCAGGAUUAGGGCUUUCGAUUUGAUUCUAAAUCUAGGGGUUCAUUCUCAUCUCCUAGAACCUAUGAUUGUUGACGAAGCUUCCAUAAUUGAAGAAGAAUAUUCUCAAGAGUCCUACUAUGACAGCCACACUCAAAUUAUGAUGCAAGGAAGCAGAAAAGGAAGUUCUCAGAAUAAAUCAGACACAGUUUCUGCGAUUGAUAAUUUUGAGCCGUGGAUUAUAAAUAUUCUGUAUGAGAUACUGCUUCUACUUGUUCAGACUGAAGAAAAGGAGGAAUCUGUUUGGGCAUCUGCACUCAGCUGCUUGCUUUAUUUUGUCUGCGAUCGAGGAAAGAUCAGGAGAAAUCGCUUACAAGGACUCGACAUAAGGGUUCUGAAAGAACUUAUAAGAAUCAGCAGGGAGAACUCCUGGGCAGAAUUAGUUCAUUGCAAGCUGAUUUCCAUGUUAACCAACAUGUUUUACGAAGUUCUUGAUGAAGUUACAGAGUCUGUUCCUAGAAAACCGAAGUUUCUUGUGGAUCAACUUGAUCUUAUUGGAGUUCAAUUUAUUUUCAUUGAGUAUUCCCUUGCAAACUCAAGAGAAGAAAGGAAAAAUCUGUAUUCAGUGCUUUUUGAUUACAUUCUGCAUCAAGUAAAUGAAACAUGUAUAGCUACAGGUGUAAAUGAAUACAGUGAUGAUGAGAUCCAACCUCUUGCUUCUCUACUUGCUCAAGCAAAUGCGCCUGAGGCAUUUUAUAUUUCUGUCAAACUUGGCGUAGAAUGCAUUGGGGAGAUUUUGAGAAGAUCAAUUGAAUCUACUUUGUCCAGAUAUCCUAACAGUGAACGACUAAAUGUGGUAUGUCUCCAAUAUUAUUUUCUUGUCUAUUGA